AUGCAGCGCUUCUUUGAUGAGGACCGUUUCGAAAUCUAUGCCCUUCGCGACCUGCAUCAGCACGAAGAGCUAACACACCUCUACAAGAGCAUGGAGUGGAGGGCUUGCUUCCAGGACCUACGGCUGUCGAACUCAUCAGAGGGCAGCCCCGAGACAGAGGUCACGGUGGCAAGCGGGGAGAGCUUAGUCGACUGCUCAAAGGUCGAGGUUCGUCCUGAUGGGCAUGGAGGAGCUGGGGUUUUUGCAGCCGUGCCUCUUAGGCGCGGGGAGCUCGUCGAGCGGGGCAUCGUGCGUCGCCUGCCCGUGGACGGAAACACGAACCCCUACGUCUUUACCUGGAGCGAGGACAGAUCCGUGUGGGCCAGCGGCAGUGGCUGCUCUGUGUUUUACAACGCCUCUUUGGACGGGUCUGAAAACACGGAGGUGGUUCGGCAUCUGGACCAGGAUCGUUUUGAGAUUUUUGCCCUCCGGGAUAUUGACAAAGGAGAGGAGCUGACACACCUCUACAAGAGCAUGGAAUGGCGCAGCUGCUUCCGGGAUCUGAAGACGCAAAGAGACCUUGCGGGCUUGAAGAAGCUGGACAAGCAGCGCGCAGACUUCACUGAAUACUGGGCCAGCGACCAUUCCGCGGCCACUUUGGAGAACAUGAUGCUCGAUUCUGACGCGGCAGUCAUAGACAAGCUGGAGAGGCCCGAGAUCCUUUCCCACAUGCCGAGUCUGCACGGAAAGAGCGUUUUGGAGCUAGGGGCUGGGAUCGGCCGCUUCAGCGGCAUCCUUGCUAGGAAGGCCCAGCGAGUGGUGGCAGUGGACUUCGUCCAUGCCUCCUGUGAGGAGAACAAGAGAGCCAAUGCGGACAAGCCCAAUCUACAGGUCUUGCAAGCUGAUGUCACCACACUGAACUUGGCACCGGGUUCAUUCGACUUGGUUUUCUCCAAUUGGCUGUUCAUGUACCUCACUGACGAGGAAUGCCAGGAGUUGGCCAAAAACAUCCUGACCUGGCUCCGCCCAGGUGGCCACAUGUUCCUGCGUGAGUCCUGCUUCCAUGCCUCAGGCUGGGCUUCAACUGCUCGCAUCGACUGUCGUGAUGGGAUUGAUCUGUGGGCUGAUGUCUUUGCGUGUCUGAAAUUUUAUUGGAGUGCCCUUGCAACCGAAGCCAGGGAAUACGACAAGGCGCUUCAACCCAACGAAGUACCGGACGCCGGAGCAGUGCCUGGGCGUGUGGACUUCAGCGUGUACUCCCAGUUCUUCAGCGAUGCCAAUGUCGAGAGCAUGCGCUACCAGCUCUGCGGCACCAACUUCGUGGAGAGCUACGCCCAGCUCAAAGGCAACAUGCACCAGUUCUGGUUCCGCUGGCAGAAGGUGGGCGUGCGCUCUGACCGGCACCUGAUGCUGCUGCAGACGGGACAAUACUCACCGGCCAAGAUUCUGCGCUACGAGAAGAUCUACGGCCGGGGCUAUAUCUACACCGGCGGCGAUCGUAUCUCUGAAAAGAUCAUGCAGCUGUGCUCCGGCCACCUGCAGCCAGGAGCACGCUGCUUAGACAUCGGCGCCGGAGCAGGGGGCACUGCGUACUUUCUGACACAGCAGAAUCCGGGGAUCUACGUCCACGCUGUGAAUUGGAGUAGCGAGCUGGCCAGCGUGAACGCAGGAAGAAUGCCUCAGGUGCCGGAGAAGGUGCGCCGGCGCGUCACCUUCGAGUUAACUCCAGAAUCCGGCGUGCCGGAGAACGAGCUGAGAUACCCGCCGAAUGCCUUCGACGUCGCUGUGCUGCGUGAGACAUUGAUGUACCUGGAGAAGCAGGACAAGGCGGUGAUCCUGCGCAAAGUGGCACGCCUUCUGAGGCCUGGGGGGCGACUGGUGGUCAUCGACUACUGUGCGGGCAAGCCACGGGAAGAGAUGUCAGAAGCCUUCCGAGAGCAUAUCCACCGGUGGCACUACGAACUUGUCCCAGCAAAAGCGGUCGAGGAACUGCUGGAACAUUACUUCGAAGUGACCAGCCAGGAUUGCACGCAGGAGAGCCGCAUCAUUCUGGAAAGGGCCAUGUCCCCCAGCCACCUGGAGAAAGAGAGAGCGUCCCUUCCUGCUUGGACUCACAGUUGUAGACCCAUCCACCUUCCCAACCACCCGAGCCACGCAAGCUCCGUUCGAGAGGACUUCGUCAAGUUUAUGGAUGAGGGGCUGCAGCAGAUCGAGGCAAAUCUGGGCCCAAGCACGUGGGGCCCGCCAGAAGAGCUCCAAAUCCUACUGAGCGGCUGCCUGGAAAGCCGGCUGAAGGACGACCGAUGCAACGCGUUCGUGUCUGAGGUCGCCGCCCAGGCCUGUGUCGCAGCCAUGGAAAAGGUGGAGCUCCACAAGGCGGCCCUGGAGUCCAGCGUCGAGAGCCUUGGCUGCUGGCUGUUUUUGGAGGGCGGCCCCCGUUGCGUCGCCGAAAUUUGCCCACCGAAUGGGUGCCCCUUUCAGCCCUCCGCAUUCCUUGUGUGGCUGAGGAGCCAGAAGCUCGAUUACGACUGGGCUCGGGAGACCUGGACCUUGGAGAAAAAGGCGGCGUUGAACGGGGACCUGAGACGUGGCUGA
Symbiodinium natans is the source of this 2574-nucleotide messenger RNA. The record is from the annotation of a GenBank genome assembly. NCBI's taxonomy places the organism in Eukaryota, Dinophyceae, Suessiales, Symbiodiniaceae.